CCCUCUCUCCCCCCCCUCUUUCUUGCCUUCCCCCCUCCCGCUGGUUCCGUUCUUCGGAGAAGAAGAGACCCCACCCGCGGCGUGCGCUCUGACCCGCUCCCCGGUGUUGGUGCCGACAGGAAAGGAGCCCCCCCCCACCGUCUGGCGGCUCCCUGGCUGUGCCGUCCUGAUCCCGCCACCUUUUCCCAGUUGUUGACCGUUGUCCUGGCCGGUCUGCCAAGAUGGACAAGUUGGACCUGUUCGAUCUCGACGAAACCGACGCGCCAGGCUAUUUCGGCUCCCCCACCCACUACGCCCGCACUCCUGCCACUUCAUCCAAUCCCUCCUCCCUCGCUGGGCCCCCUUCCUCGGCCUCUUCCUCUUCCGCCUCUUCCUUUAGCCUCCUGGACUCGCUGCGCUCCUACGCCAACUUCGCCAAGCCGAGCACGCCGCUUCUGUCAUCGCCCCCGUCGCCCGUCCAGCAGCAGGACCAGCAUUCCCCGUCGCCACUACCGACGCCACCUCCGCCGGUUCCCGACACUCGCCCACCCUCCCCAUCGCCCGCCAGCGAGGCAGCCCAGGAGCAACUCCACAUCCCCUGCCCCUCGCCCUUGUCGCCCGACGGCGGCGAGUUUGAGCUUGACGUUCCGCACGCGGUUGUCAUGCUACCGCGCAUCCGUGCGGGCACCGGUCCCGGCGAGCUGUCCUCGACCUCCCUGCGCGAUGAUUUCCCCGCCGCCUCGACCCCUCCGGAGAACAUCAUCCCCGGGGGGUUCCCCUUCACCAGCCCGGGCUCCGGUCAGGCGGAUGCCAGCCACCCGGCGCGGCCGCACGGCGUCCCGGCUUCGGGCGGCCCUCCUCCCGGGCCCCUCCUCGAUCCGGAGCUCGGUUCCCAGCCGCCCCCCCAUGCGGUUCCCCACCUCGGCAUCCGGGACUGCCCUUCCGGCGUGGGCUUGGCAACCUACAUCCCGGCCCAUCCGGCUCUGCAGCCGGUCAUGACCGAUGUCCCGGCCGGCGACCGGCAUUGCCCCCUGCUGCGCUAUGUGCUGCUGGCUUCCUGGAGCCAUGUCACCGGGCCGGUGACCGAGCGCGUAUGGGUCCAUGGAGGGCCGUUGCCGGAGGAAAACUUCCCCCCCGGGCCAGGGGUCUUUUCCGGCCAGGAAGAGCCGGGAGCUCUUUUGGCUGAUCUGGGUCCUGGUGGCCCGGGUGGUCCGGGUGGCUCGGCCGGAAUGGCCGGCGCCUCUCCCCUCUCACCAUGGGAGUCGGGCCUGGCCGGGCCUGGGUCCCCCUCGGGGGAGGACAUCUCGCGUGCGCCCUUCUGCGUAUGCUGCACCGGUCCUCCCCGGGCCGGCGAGUCGCCGGUGCCCAUUGCACCGGUGUCCGGCUCGGGCCCCGGUUCUCGGUCACGGUCUCCCUCGCUGUUGGGGCCCCCCCUGGCCCCGGGGCCGCCCAUCUGGUCCCUCUGCACUUCGACCAUCACCCACCUGGCACACAUGACGGUCAAGGGCGAGGUCUGGCGGAGUCCGGCCGUCGCAGCCAACAGUGGGCUUGGCGGCGGGCUCGGUGGCGGCCAUGGUGCCUCCCGCUCUGCCGAUCGCCAGUCCAAGUCCUCGCGCUUUGGCCGGUCCCAGCCAACCGACAUCCCCUGGUCCGGAACCAACACCUGGGGUGGCUGGGGCGGUGAGAUUGUCGAGCCCAAGUUCCAACUCCUCACGGACUGCGAUCUUGCCCUGAUCACCUUCAACUUCACAGCCCUUGAGGCUCCCUGCCGGUCGGCGAAGUGGUCGCGCGAGGCGACCGGCGCCGACUCGCCGCCCUUGACCAAGUUCGCCCUGAGCCUGAUGCUACCAGCCCCGGCGGCUCGGCAAUCCACCGGGCACCCGACCCCCGGGGCUCUCGGUGCUCCUUCGGGCGGGGCUUCCCCUCACUAUAUCCAAAAUAUUUUGCCCUACUACUCUCUGAUUGUCGACCGGACGGUCGGCAUCAUUCGCGACUUCUGUGCUCGCCGUCACCUGCUGCAACAUGUCAACUCCAUCCAGACCCUGACCGCGCCACUGGUGGAGCUGAUGCACGAUCUGGAUGUGCUUUUCGCGCGCCAGGUCCGCCCCCCGCAGCCAGUGGUCCCAAUGCCCUCGCCCCACCGCUGGGCCGAGCUGCAUCUGGAGGACACGGUCUUUGGCCCGGCUUCUGACAAGGUGGAAUCCGGCGAGCGAUGCCGCUUCAGCGGGAUCUUUUUCAUGCAUGCCCUGACCGCCUUCUUGGCGACCCAUGAGCGUGCCAUUGUCAUUGGUGAUAAUGUGGAUCAAAUUAAUUGCAUGAUCAAAUCACUCUUGAUCUUCGCUUCGACAACGGCGCGGAAAAAAUCCCACCUGGCCUUGCCGGAGCCGAUGUUCCUCUUCCCCGGCCGGGCUGCUUCGCCGACCUUCCCCGGGAAUCUCCUAGGCCGGGUGAUCACGGAUGCCUGUCUGCAGGGUGUUCUCGUUCAAUCCUCACAUCCGAUUGGGGCAUCACCGGUGGAUGAUUGGGUUCUCCUGCAGUCGCGUCUGCCGUGCGCUUUGAUCGAUGUACGCCAGGCCGGGGCCGUGGUGCAAAUGGUCUCCCUGCGCCACUAUGUCCCAGCGCGAAAUGAGCUGCUCAUCAGUGCCCGGCGAACCAUGUCCUCGAUGAACUUCAGCUCCCCGGACAUGGCGCAGUUCCUUGGCAAUGAUGGGUCCCUGUACAAGGGCCGCUGGCAUGGGGAGACACCGGCCGCCGGGACCGGCCCCCUCGGCCCCCCGGGCGGAGGCGCCAGCACCAGCACUGGUGUCGGCAAUAGCGGCAGCGGCGGCGGCGGCGGCGGCGGCGGCGGCGGCGGCGGCGGCGGUAGUGGUGGUAGCAGUGCCAACGUCGGCAGCGCGCCCAGCAGCAGCAGCAGCAACAACCCCAUCCCGUCUGACGGGCCGGGACUCGCCGGAGCGCGCUUCCUUGCCGCGGCCGAGUUCGACUUCGGCUUGCAGGUCUCCACGGCUGAGGCCCAACGCGCGGUCAAGGAUGGCCGGGUCAGCAUGCUCGUUUAUCACUUGGUCCGGGAAUUGGCCCCCUCGAGUGGGGGGCUCGGUCGCUUGGGCCCCGCUGCUGGCUUCGGAACGCCGGCUGGGCUUGGGCCCGGGGCGUCCGGUGGCGCGGGAGGCACUUCCGGAGCCCCGGGCGAUUCGCCAGGGCCACGAUCCGUCAGCAGCGACCCAUCGACGGCCGCAGGGCCGACUGUCAGCCGGACCUCCAGUGCUGGCCCGCCGGGUGGAAGUGGUCCUAGUGGCUCCUCCCGCAGUGGAUCCGGUGGGGUUCCCCUGUUAAGUUGGAUGCCGCUGCCAUUGGCCGGUCCGAUCCCGGCGCACAUGCGUCUUGCCUAUGCCCGGCAAUGGCGCCGGCAGGUCAUUUCCCGGCGGGCCACCCUGUGGAUGUUUCACAUUGAGCGCCAGCUGAAGCUCGGGGUCCGGCCGACGCCGCAAUUGGCCGAAUCGGUGACCCGCGAAUUGCAGCUGAACUGGGGCCCGGCUCCCUAUGCCGGGGCCCUGCCACACUUGGACAUCAGCUCCAUGGACACCUUCUACGGGGUGCGCAUGGGAACCGGGGCUGAUGUCGGGGCGACGAUCCCCCUGGCCGCCGGGCCGCGAUCCCCCCCGGCACACCCGCUCAUCCACAUGAACAAGCACCUGCGCGAUGCGGUGGUCCUGUCUCGGGGUGGGCACCCGACCGGAGGCAUGGCCGCCAGCAUGGCCGGGUCCGGCCCGGGGCUCCUUCCCCGAGGGGCCGGGGCCAGUGGCGUCGGUGGCCCCGGCAGCAAGGCCGACCCCGGUUCCGGCUCGAUGGUCCAUGGGGUCGAGGGGCCCGGCGGGCUUGGGGGCCGAGGGCUUCUGGCCACCGGCCCCGGUGGGGCUCUGGGCACCGGCGGCCCCGACCCCAUGGCCGGAGCUCGGACCAGCUCGGGAGUCACUGGGGCCGGGCCGGGCCUCGGCCCCACCCCGGCCAGUGCCCUGUCCAGUCGGCGUGCCCGGGCCGAAGCCUCAUCCAGUCCCACCACCGGUGCCAGCCCGGGGAUUGCGGAAAUCCCCUCGAUGAGUCCCUUCUUCGAUGGGAGCGCCGCCGUGCUGUCCAGCGCUGGGGUGCCCCCUGUGGCGACAUCCAGCUCCCAUGUGUCGGAGCAUGGACCGGGCCUGGUGACGGUCCCUCCGUCGCCGGAAACCCCGUCCGUCGGGGGACUAGGCUUCUUCGCUCGGGAAACGCCUCCGCUGGUGGCGAUGGCCGAUGCCUCCGGCAUCGGCGACGGCGGCGGCGGCGGCAGCCUGGGCGGGUCGCUCAUGAGCCCGCACUCGCCCUUGGCGCCUGGCUUCCCUGCCGGCGGCUUGGCCGGGGAGCCGGGCUCCGUACGGGGAUCUUUGCACACCCCCGGUCCGGGGUCCUCUCCCCGGCGGUCUUCCACUGCCAGUACCACCUCGAUGCUGGACUGGGCUGGGGAUGGUCUGGUGCCGGGGCAUCCAGCCACCGGGCCCAAGCCCCCGCCCGAUCGCCGGGCCUACCAUGUCUCCCACCAUCUGGCCAAGCACAUGGAGCAGCUGGCCCUCAGUGCGGGGGUGGACCUGACUUGCACGGAAACGGCCGGGGCCUUUGGCUUGGCCACUCUGGGGCAGCUGGGAGCCCCGGCUCCGGGGGCCGGGGGGGGGUAUCCCCCCCCGGCGCGAGUGUCCGACCUGGAUGCCGACUUCGACUCGGCCACGCACCGGAUCAUCCUGUCGGAGGUGGAGCGCCUCCGACCGGGCUUCAUCGAGGAGCUCUUCCUCUAUUCGGCCGGGGACAUGCCUUUCGACUUGAGGCACCACCAUGCGCCGGGGAGUCGGUCAGCCAGUGCCACCGGCCCCGGGGCCAAGACCCCGAGUCGGGCCGGUGUUCUCGGCCACCACCGGAGUCUCGGUGCCGUGGAGGAUACCAACGAGGGGGUGGCUGCCAGCGAUCCGAAUCCGUUGACGCUUGGCUUUUGAGGAUGCCCUCGCGUGGUGGAGCAUAUUCCCGGGUCCCUGUUUCCACAUAUGUCCCUUUGCAAGCAGAUGCACACAUCUUGAAAAACCCCUUGUGCAUGCGCCAUGACGUUGGUGUGCUCUCGUGUAUUCUGCAUAUGCCUCACCUCU
Messenger RNA from Fonticula alba, 5141 nucleotides. RefSeq lists its product as hypothetical. The record is from RefSeq and is a predicted model, not a curated record. Gene Ontology annotation, biological process: autophagy; endocytosis. Gene Ontology annotation, molecular function: guanyl-nucleotide exchange factor activity. The coding region runs from base 222 to 4994 and encodes 1590 amino acids. The transcript is spliced from 5 exons. Lineage: Eukaryota; Rotosphaerida; Fonticulaceae. Gene Ontology annotation, cellular component: endosome; autophagosome.